AGGGCCGGGUGGAUGGUCUCGCAUCAGACGUAUAAAUAGGAGGCAGUGGCCGGGCAGUAUGAUCCGCUUAGAGGCGACGGCGUCAUGAGUGCAGACUUUGAGCGCUUCGACUGUAAGGGCCAAGCUCCCGCAGACGUCGGAUUCAAGGAUGUGUACAACGACUGCCCGUCCGAACGGUCCCUGCAAGCGAAGAUGCUGUUUUGGCACGCCCAACCGGAGCAUUACCACCCUCACCACCAUCACCAGUACGCGCCCGCACCCAACAGCUACCUGCGCGAUGUGCUGGCGCUGCCCAUCUUCAAGCAGGAGGACUCGCAUCUGCCUAGCGAGCCAGAGUCGAAGCUGCCACCAUUCCAGUAUGUCAUGUGCACCGCCACGUCGCCCGCUAUCAAGCUUCACGAUGAGACUCUCACCUACCUGAACCAAGGACAACCGUACGAAAUCCGCAUGUUGGACACUAGAAAGGUCGGAGAACUGCUAGAGGUCAGCGGAAAGUACGUCAAGAGCAUCGUACGCGUUGUGUUCCACGACCGGCGGCUGCAGUACACGGAGCACCAACAGCUGGAGGGAUGGCGAUGGAACCGCCCGGGAGACCGCAUCCUUGACAUCGACAUUCCACUGUCGGUGGGGAUCGUGGAUCCCCGGGCGAACCCCACGCACCUGAACACGGUGGAGUUCCUGUGGGACCCGACCAAGCGUUCCUCCGUCUUCAUCCAGGUGCACUGCAUCAGCACGGAGUUCACACCUCGCAAGCAUGGGGGAGAGAAGGGCGUCCCGUUCCGCGUGCAGAUCGACACCUUCAAGCAGAACGAGGGCGGGGAAUACACGGAGCACCUACACUCGGCCAGCUGCCAGGUCAAGGUGUUUAAGCCCAAGGGCGCUGACCGCAAGCAGAAAACGGACCGCGACAAGAUGGAAAAGAGAACGGUGCUGGAAAAAGAGAAAUACCAACCAUCAUACGAGACCACCAUCCUGACCGAGUGUUCUCCGUGGCCUGACAAUUCUUACUUGAGCAAGAGCCCCUCGCCCACACCAGGGUUGGGGUCCACCACCCAGCCUAACUUCACCAUGUCGGAGACGUCUGGAAAUUGUUCAUCAUCACCCACACAUCCGAGUGAAAACCUUCCAGCCCCCACUGGAGAGCAGCUGCCCCCGGGGGCUUCGAUCCAAGAGACCCAGCAGUGGCUGCACAGGAACCGCUUCUCUCAGUUCUCAAGACUCUUCAACAACUUUGCAGGCACUGACCUUCUGAAGCUGUCACGAGACGACCUCAUCCAGAUCUGCGGCCCAGCAGAUGGCAUUCGCCUGCACAACGCGCUCAAAGCCAAAUCUGUACGGCCACGGCUGACCAUCUACCUCUGCCAAGAGCCGCAGCAAGUGUACCAUGCCAUAUACCUGGAGGAUAUGAACACACUGGAGCUGACGGAAAAGAUCGCUACACUGUUCAGCAUCCUGCCCCAACAGAUCAGCAGUGUGUACCGGCAGGGCCCCACCGGGAUCCACGUCCUGCUGUGCGACCAGAUGAUCCAGAACUUCCAAGAUGAGGCCUGCUUUGUCAUCAACAUGGCAAAAGAUGAAAGUGGUGACUGCUAUCACGUGAUCCUCAAGUGAAUCGUAUUGAGAAGCUUGUCGUGACCACGGCCGAUGCUUCUGUGGACCCUGACCAGGGAUGAUUACAACCUCCUUGUACAGAAUGAAAGAAUGCCUCGUGGGCGAAAAGAAAAAAAACAAAGAUAUUUAAUGAGCGCUGAUGAAAGGCAGCUGAUGGGAAGGGAUUCAUCAUUGUUAUCUCCGUGCUCUUGACGACACAACUAUGGCGUGGAAGCAAAAGGAAGUAGCAACAGAGGCUGCCUCUGACAUUCCAACGGGUUCUGACACUGCAUUGUAUAAACACAUUUUGAGGUUUUUCCACUACAGCAGAUCCUUCAGAUUGUACUUGUUGCUGUAUUUGGUGUACAUACUGCCAUGUAGUGCUUCUCUAACACUGUCUCAGGUUUUAUACGCUCUGAAGUGAAGUUUCUAUGGUGACAAAUAGACUGUCUUACUGCCAAAAAGAAAUUUCUCUGAACUGUACAUUUUUGUGUAAUUUGCUUAUUUUUGAAGAGGCAAACUUUCAACUGACUAAAUAUCAAGUAAACAUUUAUACAAAGUACAUAUUAUGAACAAGAUAAACAUUUGCACUGUUAUUUGUAAGUGUAUAGUUUAAUAGGGGAGGGGGGGGGGACUCACACAAAUUGGGAUGUGGCAUAGGCCUAGUUUGGUACUCGACACUCGGAUGAGCUGAAUUGGUAAAUUCCCACAAUGCACAGUGGUUUGCCUUAAGUGACAGCCAUGACCUAAAGUGAACUUGGGAGCAGAGUGCAUUUCAUUCAUUCAGACUCUAAUGCCAUAAUUCACGUUCAAUCGCUUAACGUAGAAUUUCACAACUCGCGUCAACUCUUUCGGUUGUAAUUCCCCCUCUUCUUUUAACUCAGGUUUAACGAUAAGGAGCAAUUAUCAACAGGCGCCACUGAACUUUUAGCGGAAAAUCUGUAUUAUUUGCAUAGAAAAUACUCCAUCACAGUGCAGGUGAUGUACAGAUGAACAGAUUGAUACAUGUCCUCCCAAAGUUGUGUACUUUUGUAAAAAGUAAAGGGGGAAGAUGGUAGGCGACUUGUGGGGAUGCUUGCUGUCAGCGGUGGCGUCGUGGGAUAAGAUCGAGGUCAAUCGGCAGUGACCCAGUGAAACAUUGCUUUUCUAGCUUGAACGUCUGCAGGUGUAUUUCGAGUCAAUACAAUUUUUUUUUCCUGGGCUUCAGUUUUACUUGCACACGUGAUGCCCUUUUGAUAAUGCAGCUUGCAGGCUCGUUUGUGAAAACAUUGUUUUUAAAUGUACAAAAAACGUCUCGGUUUAAAACAUUCUAAAUCGUUGAGCAAUUAACCCUGGUCUAAUUGACGCGUAAUACAUAUUGUCAUCUGAUUUUUAAUUGUGUAAACACUGAAGCAGCGUUGGUUAAGCGGUGCUGCCAUCGACUGGCUUUGUGAGGACUGUUUUAUUGGCAAUGAGAAGUAAAUGGAACUGCUGCAAGACCAACCGCGUUGGGCAAGUGUACCAUAGAUUCAUACCGUCUGGCCUCGACUUCAACUCGUGUGUUUGUUUUGUAUACAGAUGAUGGCAUUGUUGACGCGUGCUGCUUGUGGUCGCGUUUCACUCUGGCGUGAGCAGAGGUGGGGUAGGGGGGGGAUGAGUCGCCGCCUGUAUUUCUUGAUUUUCCAGUUGCAUUUUACCUGGGUACACGGCAGCGCAGCAGAGCUUCGCAGUGAGAGUGAUUCACGAAUGACGGCGUCGGCCCUGGAAGAUUGGCGCCUCAUCCUGCCAGAGCAUCUUUCCUCGUUUGGCUAAAGAUGAACUUUGGUCGAAUUACAUUGUAAUUAUUAUUUUGCGUUACAUAAAACACACCGCACGUUGGUGUUUUUACGUAACCAAACGUACAACGCGGGUUUGUGUGUUGACUGCGAUCUCAAAUAACUAUAUCCAUGUACCAAAGUGAAUGCCUGUAUGUGCCUUGAUCUGUGUUCCAGUGUCACUGUAGUGUGCAGAGAGUAAAUCCGACAACACGCGAUGCUUCUUGUAGGUCGCUUGUUUCCCGUACGCUCGUUUGUGUUUGUAUGCGCCGUUGGGUUUCAUGUUUCUGGCCGACUGGUACCCCACCGCCUCGUUACUUUGUGAAGACAAUAGGUCCCACGCGAGGGAGUCGUCUUGCUGGGAACGCCGCGAUCCCCUUGUCCCGUUGAGUUUGUGAUGAAACGCGAGAAGCGAAGUGGGUGGGAGCGCUCAGGAAUAAAACCGCCCGUUCCUGAUCACAGCAAUAAAACACACACCCUCCAAAUGUCA
Lethenteron reissneri (Far Eastern brook lamprey) is the source of this 3873-nucleotide messenger RNA. RefSeq names its product transcription factor CP2-like. Gene Ontology annotation, biological process: regulation of transcription by RNA polymerase II. Gene Ontology annotation, cellular component: nucleus. The record is from RefSeq and is a predicted model, not a curated record. NCBI's taxonomy places the organism in Eukaryota, Metazoa, Chordata, Hyperoartia, Petromyzontiformes, Petromyzontidae. Gene Ontology annotation, molecular function: RNA polymerase II cis-regulatory region sequence-specific DNA binding; DNA-binding transcription activator activity, RNA polymerase II-specific.